This is a messenger RNA of Musca domestica (house fly), 2956 nucleotides long. Its product is annotated as adenosine deaminase AGSA. Bases 699 to 2351 code for a protein of 550 amino acids. The record is from RefSeq and is a predicted model, not a curated record. NCBI's taxonomy places the organism in Eukaryota, Metazoa, Arthropoda, Insecta, Diptera, Muscidae. Gene Ontology annotation, biological process: adenosine catabolic process; inosine biosynthetic process. The transcript is spliced from 4 exons. Gene Ontology annotation, molecular function: adenosine deaminase activity.
UCUUGUGGAGUGUACAAUUUCGUUGCUUUGUUCCAUCAGUUCUAGUUAAACAAGGUGCGGAUAAUUUUAAUUUGCAUUCCAUUUGUUUGGAGAACAAGGGUUUUGCCCAACAAGUUUAGUGCAAGAGUGGCUUAUACUGUUAUUUUUAACGAUUGAUUUUCCUGGCAUUCUUAGAAAUAUGUUUGGCACAUUUGGUGUCAGAAAAACAUGAAAAAAUAAGUUGAAUUUAAUUUUGUUUAAAAUGCUAACUUGUAUAGGCGUGUGUGUAUGAUUCAAUUAAUAUGCAUUUACUUGUUAUGUUCAACGUGUUGCCUUCACACUAGCUUUAUUGAGUGAGAGUGAUAAAUGAAAGACAUAAUAAAAGCACAGGACCGUAGGCCGGCCCCAUUAUCUCUCUCUCGCUUCGAACGAAGAUUUAUGUCAUAUUUUAAUGCAUUACAAAAUGAACUAAUAACCACAACAGGUUUAAUGUAAAUAUAGCCUGCAUCUUUAUAAAAUAAAACUGUUGGCCAACAGCAUCUAUAUAGAUAAAGCGCUCAAGAGGCAGAGAAGGCAACGCCAAUUGUGGUUUGACAGACCAGCGAAAUUGCCGGAGAGAAGCAGUUCCCGUUAAGCUAUCGUAGCGGUCGUAUGUUCAACAACGUGAUCGGAGUAGAGGAAACGAAAACAGAAACAGAGCAACACCACCAACACCGAAAAUGAUAAUCGACAGCGUAUGGACACUCGGUGUCCUGUUUGUGGCCUGCUGGCACUUUUCCGCCGCCCAUCAGCGGCUCGUGUCGGUGCCGUACAUGAGAAGUUCGCACAUGAUCCAACAACCAGAGACUCGCGUAUCGAAGAGACCCUCUCCGGAGGCUUACAACUCACUUCGCGACAUAUUUUUCCGCUAUGAAGAGUCCAAGUCGUUUGGGGCCGAUAUAGAACUGACACAGCAAGAGUUGGAGGCCAAUCAAAUUAUAAUGGCCGUUAAGACCAAGGAGUAUGAGGACGGCAUGAUCGUUCCUCGUCUGUUCACACCAUCGCAACAUUUUUUCAAAGUCUUGGAUGACAUCAGGGAGUCUCCGCUCUUUAAGAUAAUGUCGAAAAUGCCGAAGGGAGGAGUGCUGCACGCGCACGACACCGCCCUUUGCAGUACCGAUUUCCUCGUGAAACUCACGUACCGUGACAACCUUUGGGUUUGCUCUGAUAGCGGAGCGAAAACCAUAGUCGGAUUGCGCUUUGCUAAGGUCAAGCCGGAGAGGGCUGACAUGAGUGUCGAUUGCACUUGGGAUCUAAUGUCCAAACUUCGCGAAGUCAAUGGAACCGACUCCGUGGACCAGUAUCUAAGAGACCACCUGACAAUGUAUCCUAUUGUGAAAUUCCAGGACAACAACGAGGCGUGGGAACGAUUUAUGAGCAUUUUUGGACUCUUAGAUGGUCUAUUGUUCUAUGCACCCGUUUGGGCUGAUUACUAUUACAACGCCCUGGAGGAGUUUUAUGCAGAUGGUGUCCAAUAUCUGGAAUUCCGUUCAACGUUGCCAUCGUUGUACGACUUGGAUGGCAAUGAAUAUCCGGAAAUCUAUACUGUCUCUGUUUACAAGGAAACAUUGGACAAAUUUAUGGCUGCCAACCCAAACUUCAUUGGAUCCAAAUUGAUUUACGCUCCCAUUCGUAACAUUAACGACGCUGGAAUGGAUCACUUUAUUAAGACCUGCAUUGAGAUCAAGGAAAAAUACCCCGACUUUGUGGCCGGCUUUGAUUUGGUGGGCCAGGAGGAGCCUGGUCGUCCGCUGAAGGACUUUAUUCCGCAACUACUUAAUAUGCCCGAUGACAUAGAUUUCUUUUUCCAUGCCGGCGAAACCAACUGGUAUGGCUCUGCAGUGGAUGAGAACCUUAUAGAUGCCGUUCUGCUGGGGACCAAGCGCAUUGGUCAUGGGUUUGCUUUGGUUAAACACCCGUUGGUGCUGCAAAUGGUGAAGGAACGCAAUAUUGCGGUGGAGGUUAAUCCCAUCUCGAACCAGGUACUGCAGCUGGUGUCAGACUUCCGCAAUCAUCCGUGUGCCCAUUUGUUCGCCGACAACUAUCCGGUAGUUAUUUCGCCAGACGAUCCAUCAUUUUGGAAGGCCACUCCGUUGUCCCACGAUUUUUACAUUGCUUUCUUAGGCAUUGCUUCCGCCCACUCCGACUUGAGGCUCCUUAAGAAAUUGGCACUGAACUCGAUCAACCACAGUUCUCUCUCGCCGGAGCAGAAGACCGUGGCCCUGCACAAGUGGCAAGCCCAGUGGGAUAUCUUCAUUGAUGAGGUAGUCAAUGGAGACAAGGGCGAUAACAACGCGGCACAACAACGGCUGGCAACCAACAGGAUCGAUUGACUAGCACGCCUGUUGGUGGCGAUGUUGGCAAUGUGGCUUUUGAGGAUAAUGUCUUCAUAAAUCAUUUGAAACACACGAUUGCUUAUCGCUUCCAACAGCCUCUGCCGGUUAUUCGAUUUUAUUCCCCAGGUGCAAACUCCGAAAACAGAAUUCCAUGAUAUACAAUACCAGUCUUGAGUAUUACCCUAGAUAAGAAGUCAAAUAUAAUUCGUGUCCGAUUCCAAUGCCAAAACUAGUGUGAUAGUAUUCGAACACGACAGUUUUUUUCGUUUUCUUUUUUUGUUUAUUAUCUUUUAUAUUUAUUCGCUCGAAGUUUACUCGUCUUAGUUUAGCCAACAGCGUGAGUGUUAACUCUCUAAUGGAAAAUAGCCCCAUGCUGCUCAAUCACUCAAUCUUAAUAACACCGGUAGAAACAGUUCGUACAAAACCACAAGAUUUGUAAAUACUUAUAAGUGUAUGAUUGAUUAGCAACGAAUGAAAUUAUUGUACAUAUGUAUGUAAGUUAGCACUACUUUUUAAAUGCGCAAUUGUGUUAGUCAUGGCCUUGAGGGUUAAUAAUUUAAUUUCUUUCAGGAGUCAUAAAUAAACAGAAAUUAUGAAUUCAA